AUACAAUUCCUUGCGAAACAGCAAAUCCAUUCCAUUCCAGAUCAAUGGGUAAUUCCCUCACGGUGAAGACGAAUCCGCCUCACGUAGUUUGCAUUCCAUACCCGGCGCAAGGCCACGUCAACCCAAUGACAAAUCUGGCCAAACUCCUCCACCACAAAGGCUUUUAUGUCACCUUCGUCUACACAGAGUUCAACUAUAAACGUCUCCUCAGAUCUCGCGGGCCCAACUCUCUCGAUGGGCUUCCUUCGUUCAGGUUCGAGUCCAUUCCCGACGGGCUUCCCGAGUCCGACGCCGACGCCACACAGGACAUACCGUCGUUGUGUGAGUCCACCAGCAAAAACUGCUUGGCGCCAUUCAGACAACUCCUUUCGAAGCUGAAUUCUUCGCCGGAUAUUCCUCCGGUUUCUUCCAUUGUCUCCGACGGCGCCAUGACCUUCACUCUCGAGGCGGCCCGAGAACUCGGUGUGCCGGAAGUUGUGCUUUGGACCACAAGCGCCUGUGGGUUCUUAGCCUACCUUAAUUACCGGCAGCUCAUUGAAAAAGGCGUUACACCUCUUAAAGAUGCAAGCUAUAUGACAAAUGGAUACUUAGAGAACACUGUCAUAAACUCGAUACCGGGCAUGAAAGACAUGCGUCUGAGGGACUUUCCUAGCUUCGUAAGAACCACAGAUCCAGACGACAUCAUGCUUAACUUUCUCGACGUCGAGAGCCAAAGAGCCAAGCAAGCUUCCGCCGUCGUUUUGAACACUUUCGACGACCUCGAGAAGGACGUUCUCGACUCGCUCUCUUCCAUAUUACCUCCCGUUUACACAGUUGGACCCUUGGCCCUACUUGUCAAUCAGAUUCCAGACAAAAACGUAAGAUCCAUUGGAUCAAAUCUCUGGAAAGAAGAUCCCUAUUGCUUGGAGUGGCUCAACUCCAAGAAACCGAGCUCCGUUGUCUACGUGAACUUUGGAAGUAUAACAGUCAUGACGUCGGAGCAGCUGGUCGAGUUCGCUUGGGGGCUUGCAAACAGCCAAAAAACUUUCUUGUGGAUAAUUAGGCCUGACCUAGUCGUCGGAGAUGCGGCGAUUGUCCCCCCGGAGUUUGUUUCGGAGACGAAAGAUAGGGGACUAAUGCCCAGCUGGUGCCCUCAGGAGCAGGUCCUGGGGCAUCCGGCGAUCGGAGGGUUCUUGACGCACUGCGGUUGGAACUCGACGAUCGAGAGCAUCAGCUGCGGCGUGCCGGUGAUCUGCUGGCCGUUCUUCGCGGAGCAGCAGACCAACUGUAGGUAUUGCUGCAGAGCGUGGGGGAUUGGGAUGGAGAUAGAGAAUGUGGAACGGGGAAACAUUGAAAGACUUGUGAGGAAGUUGAUGGACGGAGAGAAGGGUAAGGAGAUGAAGAAGAGAGCAAUGGAGUGGAAGAAAUCGACCGAGGAUUCCAUUGCUUCGUCUCAAUUGAAUCUGGAUAAGAUGAUUGAGCAGGUUCUUUUGGCUCCCAGGACUAAUUAGAAGAAGAAGUACUAUUUAGUUUCCGUUUCGUAUUAUUUUAAUAGUUAAACUCGUGCAUGAUGAAGUAAUUUCUCUCCCUCUUUUGUUUUCUACCUUAUUUGAAUAAAAUUGAUCUAUAUUGGCCGUCGAAUAGAAUUGAUCUCUGCCACCUUUUCACAUUUCCUCCCUUU
Messenger RNA from Morus notabilis, 1660 nucleotides. Its product is annotated as 7-deoxyloganetin glucosyltransferase. The record is from RefSeq and is a predicted model, not a curated record. The coding region runs from base 45 to 1490 and encodes 481 amino acids. Lineage: Eukaryota; Viridiplantae; Streptophyta; Magnoliopsida; Rosales; Moraceae. The transcript is spliced from 2 exons. Gene Ontology annotation, molecular function: UDP-glycosyltransferase activity.